AUGAGUAAACCCGAGUUCAUCUGCAAAUACCACGAACAAUACAAAGACAAUCGAAACUGUCAAAAGAUUCUUGAUGAAUCCGAAAAAGAAUAUUCAUCAGAUUAUUCCUUGAGAUGGUACACAAGAGAAACCUUUCUCUAUCGAUCAUUAAACCGAGCAUUACGAGUUCAAGAUAUUGACACAUUGUUUCUCUUUCGUUUCUUCAUUCACGAUCGCGAUAAGCAACUUGGCCGAUGGCGACACUCUUCACAUGUCCAAGUCUAUCGUGGUCAACUGAUGUCAACAGAAGAAUUGACUGUUUUGAAGAAAUCUAAAGGAAAAUUCGUUUCAAUCAACUCAUUCUUUUCCAUCAGUUCCAAUCGUGAUAUGGCACUUUCAUAUCUUGGAAGUCACGAUGCUCAUCAAUUAGUACAUCGAAUUCUGUUCGAAAUCGAUGCCGAUCCUACUAAAGCUAAUGUCAAGCCAUUUGUUGAUCUAUCGAGUAUACGUUAUUUUCCCGAAGAUCAUUUUCUCAUGGUGAUAGGUUCGAUCUCCUGUAUUCAGAAAGUGUAUCUUGAUGAGAAUCAGAUUUGGUUCAUUGAGAUGAUUCUGUGUGGAAACAAUGAUGGGGAUUUACAAGACAUGCUUUCUCACAUGGAUCAGCAAUAUCAUCAAAAGAAUAUGGGAUUGACAUGGGAAACUUCGAUGAUGCAGGAAAAUACUUAUGUCGAUUGUUAA
This is a messenger RNA of Adineta ricciae, 717 nucleotides long. The record is from the annotation of a GenBank genome assembly. Lineage: Eukaryota; Metazoa; Rotifera; Eurotatoria; Adinetida; Adinetidae.